Molecule: messenger RNA, 991 nt
Organism: Episyrphus balteatus (marmalade hoverfly)
Lineage: Eukaryota; Metazoa; Arthropoda; Insecta; Diptera; Syrphidae
Product: antigen 5 like allergen Cul n 1-like
Exons: 2
Coding region: 90-956 (288 amino acids)
Source: RefSeq, a predicted model, not a curated record
AUAAUUUGCGCUUCUCAGUAUCAAUUCGCAGUCAGUUCUAAUCGGAAGUAUAGUUUUGUAUUUUGUGAUAUUCUUUUUUGCAUUAGAAAAUGUUAGUCGCUGGAUCGCUUCUUUUAUUUAUCGCAAUAGCCAGCAGCGGCAUUGCUUUUGCUAACUUCGCUGAAUACAACACCGAUGAACUUUACUGUGACCCAGAACUGUGUCGGCUUUAUAAUGGGACACAUUUUGUGGUACACGAACAUAUUGGAUGUGAUAAUAAUGGAACUCUAAGUCCGUCAUGUGGAGAUGCCCCACAAUUGGUGGAAAUGAAUCAGCGGCGAAUCAAUCUGAUCCUUGACCUGCAUAAUGCAGCGCGAAAUCGUAUUGCGAUUGGCAAGUUGCCGGGUUAUAAGCCAGCAGCGGCAAUGCCAGUUGUUAAAUGGGAUAAUGAACUUGAAUUUUUGGCGGGCUUGAAUGUUCGAACGUGUCGGUUUAAACAUGACUCCUGCCGAAAUACAGAUCGUUUUACGCUGAGUGGUCAGAAUAUCGGUUAUAUAUGGCAAACACGUCCAAUUCGAUCAAUAUCGCGGCGUAUUAAAUUUAUUGUUGGUAAAUGGUUCUUUGAAUUCCCAGAUGCUGGUCAGGAUUAUAUUGAGUCGUAUAAAAAUCAUCCAAAAGGAAAACUCAUUGGACACUUCACCCAAAUGGUAUCGGAUAGGGUUCAAAGAGUUGGAUGUGCAGCAAUCCGAUAUACAGCUGAACCCCUUUUGGGAUAUAAAUUUUUAAUGACAUGCAAUUAUGAUUUUACAAAUAUAUCUCGACAAAGAGUUUAUGUUAGCGGAAAACCAGCAUCAAAUUGUACAAAUCGACCGUCUGGAAGAUAUCAAGGACUUUGUGAUUGGGAUGAAGACUAUCAAGAUAGUGAGGAGAGCGAUGAAAUUGGUGUUAAUUCAUUGGAUAUUCCAGUGUUAUUAUGAAAUAUAUAUAAAUAAAAUCUUGUUAAAAUAUGAAA